Molecule: messenger RNA, 1074 nt
Organism: Lindgomyces ingoldianus
Lineage: Eukaryota; Fungi; Ascomycota; Dothideomycetes; Pleosporales; Lindgomycetaceae
Exons: 3
Coding region: 1-1074 (357 amino acids)
Source: RefSeq, a predicted model, not a curated record
AUGUCGAUAUCGCAAGCGGAUGUAACGCAGCAUCAACACCUCACGCCGCCCUCAAGUUUUACAAACGAGCCUUUGACGCCUCCGCUGACCGACAAGAAGCCUUUUGCGGGGGCCCUUCGUGUCAUCGCGUUCCUCAGACACAUUCAAGCGGGAAGGAACAUCAAGCAAGGCACGUGGAUAGAGUUUCAGCUUGCACAAGGAGAGUACGACGAGAUAGAGCGUACGCUCCAGCAAGACGAUGUGCUUGCGGGGUACGUGAAAGACAAGAUACGGUAUGACUACGACGGAGACAAGCGUAGACUAGUCGUUCGCAUGCCUACUGGGGUACACGAGCUCUUCAUUGAUGAAGUGGAGGAUGCGAUUCGGACCCAGCUGAAAGCGAUACGUGACGGGUCAGGCAGGAAGGCUCAAUUCGCGCAGAAAGUGCGACCGGCCCGAUCGACUGAAAUACAGUUUGCUACUAACGCUUCAUCCAGCAAAUCGAAGUACGAACCAGAUGCGUCAUUCUGGCAUGACGAUGCACAAUAUCCGGGUGUCAUUAUCGAAGUCGCAUACUCGCAGAAGAAGACGCGCCUAGGCCGGUUAGCCGAAAAUUAUCUUCUAGAUUCAGACGCUAGCGUACGAGCUGUUGUCGGCCUGGAUAUAGAGUAUGGCAAGAAGGGGUCACGCAAAGCAACGUUAUCGAUAUGGCGACCACGACUGUUUGAUACUGCUGAUGGGUCUGAAUUGCGAGCUGUUGAAGAGGCCGCGGAUGAGGCUUUCCGUGACGAUGAAGGAAACCCCGUCGACUACCCAGGCCUACGGCUCCGCCUCAGCGAUUUCACCUAUGAAGAACUUGCACAGGACGAGAUGGGAGAUGAAGAUACAGAAAUUUGCAUCUCUGGGACACAGCUCUGCCAAUAUCUUGCUGCGGCGGAGAGCAAAGCACGGCGAGCGCAAUCGCUAGGCAAGCAUUCUUUUGCCCGUGAGGUCAAAAAGAGGAAACGCUCGGAAACACCUCCCGAAGAGAUUACGUCAGGUGAUGAAGCAAGGUACGUUGAGGAUGAGGAGACUAUAGAGUUCAUGCACCAAUAA